AUGGGGAUGGCGCUGGAGCAGCUCUUCGUGCGCGUGUCAGACGCGCCGGAGGCCUCGCCCGACCGCGAGACGUGCGUGCAGCAGGUGGCGCGCGUCUGCGGCCUCGCGGCAGCUUCGCACGAGGACGACGCCAAGCUCUGCACGCUCUCGGGCUUCGCGGACACCAAGCAGCAGCUGGCGGUGGCCUGCAUGCUGCACUGGCAGCUGCUGCAGGCCAAGGAGAGCGGCGCCACGGUCUCCGUGAGCGACUCGGCCAUGGGCACGUGCUUCUCGCUGGCGGAGCUGCUCAACUGCGACAAGACGGCGUUGGAAGCCGGCGCUGUGCACGUGCUGGACGCUGUAGUCUUUGUGGAUAAGGUGCUGCAACAAUCGCAGCAAGAUGGGGAGGAGGUACAGAAGACGCAGAUCCUGGACUGCAGAGAGCAGAAGGAGUUCCUGGGCCUUGUCAGCGGCCAAGAAGUGUCGGGACACCUUGAGGGUGCACGGAAUGUGCCGUUCUCCGGCGAAGGAGCUUUCUUGCUGCCUGUGGAAGAGCUGCGGGAGGUGUUCGAAGUGAACGGCGUCGACUUGGACCUGCCUAUUGCGGUUGUAGCGAGAGUACCUGCUGAAGCCGCAGCGGUUGCCACUGCGUUGCUCCUAGCGGGUCACCGUUCAUGGGUUGCGUUCUGCACAGAUGCACUGACCGAUGCGUUGGUGGCGUCGUUCCCGUCGUCCACAACGACCGACAUUUUCCACCAAGGCCGACUGCUAUACAAGGACGACAAGGGUGCUUUUGAUCUAUCUCCGCAGUCGAAUGAUGCCAGCACUGUUGGAAAGGAGGGCGAGCACGAGGUUGAGGAGCUAAAGAAGGCUUACAACGAAGAGCUCAGUGGGAAGGCCAGCAAGAAGCGAGGGGAUGCCAACGAGGAAGAGCAGGAAGAAAAAGCUGAAGAUAUUGUGUGGGUCAAGGAUGGCCAUUGCUUCUUUGACAUGCCGUCUCCUGUCAGCAAGUCGGAGUUCCUGGAUGCGUCUCGAACUAUCUUCCGCGUCGUGUCCUUCGUGCUCGCACCUUUCGGGUUCCCUGCAUCUUUGCGCAAGAAACGUUCGUUGCAAGAAGUGAAGACGCAGUGCGGAUCGCUCUUCCAGGAUGUUAUUGAAGUGUGCUCGGAUCUUAUCUACCAGCAAAAGGAGCUCAACGAAGGCGCCAUGGCCAUGAGCGUGCACAAGUGGGUGGAGGAGAAGCACGACCAUGAGUGCACUGCCCAGGUUAAGGCUAUCAAUGAGCUGUGGGAAGUGCUGUACACACCACCUGCUGUGGUAGAAGUGCCGGACUUGACCGAGGAGCACGUGUUUGAGCUCGCUACGAAACUGGAAGAGAAGGUGCGCGACCUGGUAAGCCAACGUACACCUUGGGCAUUCGACGCGGUAGCCGAGGAGGAAGAAGAGGGGGAAUCAAGCGAUGAAGAAAUUGAGUUCGACCUAAAGGAGGAAGUGAUUGACCUGGAGGAGGAAGAAUUUAGCGACGAAGAGGAGGACGAAGAGGACCUCCACGAAGAGCCUGUUGACAAGCUGGCGGAGAGCUGGAAACACAUGUACCCGAGUGUGAUUUAUUCGCUGGGUUUCAUUCCGCAGGACGUUGAGGCAAACCACAAGAAGCUGAGUACGUUGCAAAUCAAGUCGUUCAUUCAGGCCGUGGCGGAGGCUUCCUGGGAUGUAAUCAAGGAUGAGACCAAGGAGCUGAGUCAAGUGGAAUUCCAGGCGCUAUGCGAGACGCUGGGCGGAGAAAAGAGAGAGCAGCUGACUGAUCGCGCUGUGGAAGCGGAGAAGUCGCUGUAUGUCCUGAAGCAUUUCCUUACCCGCUCCCUGAAAACCGACGACUCGCUUGCUGACAAGCUGGCGGGUGUCCGUGAAGCUGUGCUGGACGGCGACAUUCGCCGACGAUCGGGACGAACCCAAGUUGCUCUCGCUGCAUACUCGAAGGCCUUCGAAUACCUUCCGCUUUACCACAAAGAUUUGGAGAACGCGGUGGUAGGCCGGGCGAGAUGUUUCAUCGAGAUGAACGAGUUGGGUCGUGCCAAGACUGAAGUACAACUUGCGCUGAAGCUGAACCCGUACAGUGUUGGCGCAUACGAGUGUUUGGGAACUGUCGAGGAGAAGACCGAAAAUCCUGAAGCAGCGAUGCAGCACUACGUGACUUCCUUCAUCCUUGACGGCUCCCGCUCGCCGGAACAUGCUGAGUCUAUCGAUCGUGCAUCCCGCCUUGUGGGUCGUCGGGUGGCAAAGGCUCUCUUCGCGGAUAUGGAGAAGGUGCACGAGCUUCCGUCUUCUUGGCUGGUGGAUAGCUACUUCGAGUCCUUCGAGCAUGACGCCGACUAUGCCGCGCGUGUGCCGUUCGACAUCGCGAAGAAGGAAGACGUGGAGCAGUCAGACUUGGACGCACUCACUCUUCUGCACCGCGCGAUUCACUUUAAGCGCAAGAAGAACUACGGCGAAGCACAGCGUGACGUUUGGACGCUGAUGGGCAGGGACAUGGAGGCCGAGGGACUCACAGUGGAGGAUCGUGCCUUGGCGCUCAACCUGCACGCGUCGUUGCUGUACGUGGCGGGCGACGUCCACACGGCUGUGGAGGUCAUCAACAAGAGCCUGGAGCUUCAGCCGACACUGAUCAACUCGUUGGUGAAAAAGGGUGGAUUCCUCGCUGAAAUCGGCGAAAGGGACGAAGCCACUUCGUGCUUCUCAGAAGCUAUGGAACUGGACUCGAACGAGGCCGAUGUACACCUACACUUAGGACAGAUGGAGCUUCUCGAUGGAAACUACUACAAGGCUGCGCAGUGUCUCCGCCGCUGCAUCUCCAGGUCCGACGCGCUUCCAGUCACGCACAUUACGUAUGGCAUGGCGCUGUACAAGAGCGGCUCCACGUAUCAAGCCAAGGACGUGUUCGAGGAGGCCUCGAAGAAGUUCCCCGAGUCCGCCGAGGUGCACCUGUUCCACGGCGAGGUGCUGGCUGACCAGGGCAACUACGCCGAGGCCAUGCGCCACUUCCUGUCCGCCUGGGAGCUGUCUCCGCAGUGCCCGCUGCCGUUCCUGAACGCUGGUCGCGUGUAUGUGGGCACGAACGACCCCAUGCGCGCCAUCGCGCACUUCAAGCAGGCGCUGGAGGUGGACCCGCGCUGCAGUUCGGCGCACCUGGAUAUCGCCCAAGUUCUCUUCGCGCAGGGUCGCACGAGCGAGGCGUUCGAGCACUUUGAAGUGGCGGCGUCCUGCUGCCGCUUCCUGCCCGAGGUCGAGGAGGUCUGCGCCUGCCAGGAGAUGGCCAAGAUGCAGCUCAAGGUCACGGAGAUCCUCGGCGUCGAGCUGCGCCACAUCAUGCGCUCCAAGUAA
This is a messenger RNA of Phytophthora sojae, 3360 nucleotides long. RefSeq lists its product as hypothetical. The record is from RefSeq and is a predicted model, not a curated record. Gene Ontology annotation, molecular function: protein binding. The transcript is spliced from 3 exons. Bases 1 to 3360 code for a protein of 1119 amino acids. Lineage: Eukaryota; Oomycota; Peronosporomycetes; Peronosporales; Peronosporaceae.